GCGCUGAUUGAUAUCUGGUUUGUGUCUAUCAAGAUAAAAGGAUGUUUUGAAGAGCAGCUGCGACAAUCGUUGGAUAAUUCGAUUGACAAGAUAAGCGCGCACCUGAUACCCCACGCAGUCUCUUGUACAUCUCGACUCUUCUCAUCGUUUAAUCGAUUUACUCACCGAAUCGUGUUCCACCCUUUUGUCUUGAUUAUCCGCUCGUAUAUCUCGCCGCAACACGAUUAAAUUUCUAAACGUACAAGCGACCAAGUUCCUCCAACAUUCUACUAGUGGAAAGUGAUCUUUAUAAGCAGACGCCGCCUUGUUACUGUGUCAGCGCUUAACAUAUAAAUAAAUAUCAGCUCGACAUUCCAGAAAUUCACGUGUAUACGACGCGCGGUGCUUACUUAAAAUUCACAGCGUCGAGCUUUCAUGAAAACUUCAGGCGCGACGUUGACAACAAGACGCAAGGUGAAAGUAGUUGAACUCAAGCUAGUACGAGCCACGUGAAACUGGUGGCUAUUUCGCCGGGCCGCACGGAUCCUGGAGGCUUGAAAGCCCCUGGUUUCCCGCGCACAGCACGAGCGAAGCACACACAACCACCCCAACCAACCAACCGACGAGUCGACCCACCGCCACCAACCCCUACACACAACAACCCAACGAAGCAUCCCCCACUCUGAAUCGCACAACAGCCUGAGCGGAAGUGCUAGUCAGUCGGCGAGCGACCUUCCAACAUUACGGGUUAGGUUCCCUCUUUUUCCACCCGUCGUGUCUUUAAUCUCAUUUGUACGAUCGCGAGGACCGGCCGCUUUGUUUGAUUUACCCGGGAAAGAAGGAGAGGAGGCCGCCGCAAUUAAGGUGUUAAUCCUCAUACAAAGAUCGGAAGUAACCGCCGCUUUUUAUUUCAUAUGUCAUUCGCGCGGCAAUAACAUUUAGAUUUCUAUGAUAUUUCUCUGUCACCUGAAAGAUAUCUAGAGCAGCAUUCGGAAGAAAAAAAUCGGGGAAGGUGCCAUUCGAACGAUCAGUGAUUACGAUCGUUUUUCACAAUUGUGCGUGUACCGCGAACUUCGUGUCUUUCCUUGCAACGCAUUCAUAAGCGAAAACCUUCGUGCGACGCGUGCAACUACGAGUGUUGUUCACCAAUAGCCUAUUCAUUCAUUGGAAGAUUUUGAUAGAUUAACAAAAUAUACCGUUGUAAAUUUCGAUAGAUACACAUGCUGCAUCUUCAAUCAUAAACUGGAAACACACAUUUUAUGACUUGUAUUGUCGAAUCAAGUGACAUAGGGCUCCCGGAUAUCCGUUACAAAUAGCUGAGAGUGAAACACAUGCUCUGCCGACUACAAGAAAGAUACCAUCAUUCUACUGGUUUAUACGAGAUGCGAUGAACCGUAUUCAACUGUUGUACAAACGAUCAUCCGUAUAUUAAUUAAAUAUUAAAGCCCAUUGUCUUUAAUUUAAUAUUUAAUGAUUACCUGUGCGAUGGUUCGCUUUGGAUACUCACUUUAUUAGAAAAAACAAAAAAAAUAUUUUGACAGCAAAAAAUAUCGCAGAUUUUUCUAAUUGCGAAGGCCGCAGCAACAAGAAAUAUCUGCAAUUCACUCGUAACGGCAUUCAAAGAGAUUGACAUAGAAGCUUACUCAAGUCGACCACGUGGUCGUGAAGUAAGCGUCGACUGCGCCAAGAGUAUGCGGUAAACACAUUCGCAGUAAACACAAGAACGAGAUUCAAUAAAACUGAGCAUAUUUCUCGAAAACAUCUUCCAGAAGAUCGUGAUAGACUAUUUUUGACAUAAUCGCAUCGGUGAACAGCAUCAUCAGUGUUAAUAAAAUAGUGCUAACAAAAUUUAAAAGCUGACAACAUCGGACUAAAUCUUUCUAUUGAAACUCACAUUUCUUCGCAAUAAAACUACAACAACACUGCAAUAGAGACUGUGAUUUUCCACUGAUUUAAAUAAGAUUUAAAAUCAGCAACCAUCCACGUGUGUGUGUAAAAUACGUAUUUAAAAACUAAAGUCGAAGUGAAGCGGUUCGGAUUUUCUUCGUCGAUCGUCAUCGUCUGAUCCAGGAAGAUUUGCAACAGAUCAAAAAUCAGUGUUCGCCACGCGCGAGUUGACAGUAGAUCACCCCGAGUAAACAGUAAGGAGGCAAAAUCCCGCCCGCAGGCAAGCGUGAGCUUAAAGAAGCCCAGGUUGAUAUUGUUCAGCCCGGCUCAACGAUCGACGUCAACAGGACGUAUCAACAGACCCCUCAACAAGGAGGGUGGGUGCAGUGGUGCAGUGGUUGUCGGAGAGCCAGCGAGCUUGGGGUGGCCUCGUCCACAGGUGCCUUGGCACCAAGCGCACCGGGCCCGGGGCUGCGGUGGUGGGUUGCUUGGUUGGGGUGUAUCCGUGUUCUCCCUCCUCCACGGGGCCCAGGGGCCCCCUAACUCAUCACCUCCAGGCUAUCUCGAACCAGCAACAGCCGAUCGGCUGCCGUGCCUGUUGCUGCGUGCAUAGCAAUCACCAACCAGCUUCGGUCCAGCUUACCAGUCAGCGGGGCGGUCUAUCGCUGAGGGUAGCGAGGGUGGCGUCCACCACCUCCGUCCGAGCCGCCCCUACGCCCACCCCCAGCACCAGGGGCUGGGGCAGGAGUGCAGGUGUAGGGAGGAGACGGGGGCAUUGGGUGGAGGUGGUGCGCACAUCCUCGGCAGCCCGAUGCUGUUCGUCCCGUUCACGGUGCCCACCUUCCCUGCGACGCAUCAUCAGACGACUCAUCCUGCUCAUCAGUCGCAUCAUCAACAGCUGCAGGCCAACACCCAGAAUCCGGUGCAGCAACCGCAGCAGCUCACCCAACUGAAUCAGCUGAGCCAUCUUAAUCAUCAGGGCAUCGUACCGGCAACGACCAAUCAACCAACUAUACACAGCACCAGCUGUUCACCGCAGCAACAAGCAACAACACCGAAUAAGGAGAUGAAAGUUAACUGGGCGACGUCGCCGGGUAACCAACCAAAGCAGGACACGAGCAAACACUAUCACAUAUUCGUUGGGGACCUGAGCCCGGAGAUCGAGACACAUACCUUGAGGGAAGCGUUCUCAGCCUUCGGAGAGAUCUCAGAUUGCAGAGUCGUCAGGGAUCCCCAAACUUUAAAAUCCAAGGGAUAUGGAUUCGUUUCUUUCGUCAAAAAAGCAGAAGCAGAGAGUGCCAUCGGUAACAUGAAUGGCCAGUGGCUCGGUGGCAGAAGUAUUCGGACAAAUUGGGCCACUCGCAAACCUCCCGCACCUAAAUCUGAAGCGAAUGCAAAGCCACUGACGUUCGAUGAAGUUUACAAUCAAAGUAGUCCAACCAACUGCACGGUGUACUGCGGCGGAUUAACCAAUGGUUUAACAGAAGAACUUAUGCAAAAGACCUUCUCACCCUUCGGAUCCAUCCAAGAAAUUCGAGUAUUUAAGGACAAAGGCUACGCCUUCAUCAGGUUUUCCACCAAGGAGUCGGCCACGCACGCCAUCGUAGCGGUACACAACACAGACAUCAAUGGCCAAACGGUGAAGUGCAGUUGGGGCAAAGAGAGUGGAGAUCCUAAUAAUGCUCAACAAACUGGACAGGCGUUAUCGUCGGCGACGUACCCAUACUACGCGGCGGCGGCAGCUGCCGCCGCGGCGGCGGCGGGCGUCGCGGGUGUCGGAGGCGUCGGUGGCGUCGGCGGUGCCGGACAACUGGGAUACUGGUAUCCGCCCCAAUCUUAUCCUACGACAGCGACACAAAUGCAAGCUGGUGGCUUUCUUCAGGGCAUGCAAGGAUACACCUAUGGACAGUUCGCCGGAUAUCAACAGGCGCAAUAUAUGGGAAUGGGCAUGGGUGCUGUCCACGCCGCUGGCACAGCGGCAGGAUGGGGUCAGGGAUUACCUGGGGGACCACAGUUACCACCACACCACGCCACGACGGUCACGGCACCCCCAGGGGUGCAAGCCGCACCCCCGCCACCACCGCCACCGGCACAAAUGAUGGCCUACCCGAUGCAACAGUUCCAGGCACAGUGAUCGCUACCACUAUCAUCGCACGGCCUGGCUUAUCCUUUCUUUCGAAUAUCAAUUAGCGUCAAGAUAACUGCAUCUACAACCUGGCUCAACCUCGCAUUCAAGCUGAAAAUACUCGCUGCAACGUGUUUUUAUGCAAAAGGAUAAUAUUUUCUACAGAACGAAAAGGAAUGGAAGAAACCAGAGAUGAAAGCGAAAGAAGCGAUGUUCGCAUAUCUAUUUUAUCGGUGUAGUAAUUCAUAUUCGAUCGUAAUAACAUAAACUUAAUUUUUUUUCUACGUAAUGACGACAGAGGAAAUUACAGUGAUUAAGUCAGGAAAACUCGUUAACCUAAUCUUGCGUUUAUCUCGUCGUCGUUAAUGCGCUCUGAAUUAUAAUGCAAGCAGUUCACUAUUACACACUGUGCUUACAUGAUUACAUGCAGUUUUUACGUCUUUACUACUGCACCACGUAGUGGAGGUUGAGUCAUGGUGAAGGUAGAUUCAGAUCGAUUAGAAUUCAUGUAGUAGGGAAGUGUGAGAAAGUGUAACGGGAAAGCAAGAGUGAAGAAUGAUGCGCAAGCGAGAGGCAGAAUGAAUGGAAGAGAGAAAGAAAGCAAGAGAGUUAGAGAGCACACAGAGACGAGCGCAAAGACGAAUGAAAGAAAGAGAGAGAGAGAGAGAGAGAGAGAGAGAGAGAGAAAGAGAGAGAGAGGAUUAUUGUCGAGCAUAUUUCUAUUACUUUCUUGAAAUUCGGACCAAGACUUAACCUGCGUUUGUGUGUUCAAAUGGUAAAGUGUGUUCUUGGUUGCGGUCCAGCUAGCGGAUGAGGACUGGCUGACGCCUAGCCUUCUAGUGUGAUGGUAAGCAAGUACACCCAACCAACAGGAACAACUUCUACAGCAACAAUAGUUACCACCACCAUCACCACCAUCACUUCCUCCUCCACUACUACUACCACCACCACUACCACCACCAACAACAACAUUUCCGUCAUCAUCGACGCCACCGCGGCAACAAAAGCAGUAAAACUCAUGCCACUUCCGGCUUGACGACGCGCGAGCCGAAAGGUGGCGAUCACGAAAACCAGAUAACACUCGCUUAGUCAAAAACGAAGAAGCAAAGUGAGAGAAAAAAAAAAAAGAAUAGCGAUUAAGAAUCAUAAUCCUUAGGUAACCUUGCGCAAGAUGCAUCCAACAUCCCCAAUCUCCCCGUAAGUUUUCACGUCCAGUAAUAAGAGAAAAGAAACCGCUACCAAUUACUAAGCGGAGAUACCUCUCGUCCAGUCUGUAGGAUAAUCUAGCAAUCUCGCUCGGCUUGAAGAAAUAGAUAGCGUUUGCCGUUAACAGUAGUGUCCGAAGCUUCAAUACAAAACACGAGAAAUCCGGCAUACACGCGAAUACGUCAUUCGUGAUGGUCCGACAGUGUUUUUUUUUUUUCUUAGCGAAACUGGCCAAUUACGCGUACUAUGUAUCGUCCAGCGGUACCGAGUACAUGAGGAACACGAGUCCGCACACGUUCAAUGGGGGUCGCGACACCCUUUAUCACCGUUUUAACAAUGCGCAUACAAAUUUCUUGAUUCUACGAAGAAAAAGAAGAGCGUCGACAGACCGCCGGAUACUGACUCGUUACCCGGAUUCAUUAUUUUUGUAGUUUUGGGCUUAACAGCGAAAAUAAUAACUCAAAGACGUAAUGUCGAAACGGGACGCUCGCGGCCGAAUGUGGGCGGCCGGCGAGCGGCCGCGGUGUAUAAAUGAUAAAUACAAAGAUCGAUUAAUCGAAGCACACACUCGUGAAGAUAUAUAAAUAUAUAAAUAUAUAUAUAUAUAUAUAAAUAUAAAUGAAAAAUAUAUAUAUACAUAAAAGAAUAAAGGUUAUUAUAAACAAAAUUCAACAAUUAGCUAGUUAGAUAGGCAUAUUAUAUUAAAAGUUGCUCGAGGUCGAUUCGAAAUUCGGCGGCAAGGUGGAGAUGGAUCUUGUGUAUAGCGCGGCGUUUUUACGGGGGCGCGAGUAAUCGGCCCCUUCGUACAAUUCGCCCUGUCUACUGGCUUUACGUGUCUUAUCCCAUUUGCCAAUGCGAAGACUUCGUACCUCGGUUAUAAUACUUAAUUAUUGGAUUCGUGGCCAAACGAUUAUUCACGCGUGAAAUCUUCGCAGGUGCGCGGUUCAGCAUCCGUUUUUAUCAAUCGAGUCUGUUUUUCAGACACGACUUAGGCCAGUUGGAUACUUUUAUAAAACGAUCAGACACGUUUGUCGUGGAAGGCACCGACGAUUUAGCACAUUUCUGAGAAAAAAAUGUCGGAACACGCGAAACACCGAUUGCGUCGGAUCGCCGCGGUUUUUAAGUAAACGUUAGAUUUUUAUAUGACUACGUAGAACCAAAGGGAGUCGAGAUUUUAUGACGUUUAAGCAAUAAAACGUUAAGCUUAGGAAGCAAGAAGGCAACCAUCGAUUCCUCCGUCUCUUUGUAAAUUAAUCUCUCGAUUGCGUAAACGAGAAAUACACGAAUUCUCAACAACGAAAAAAAAAAAGAAA
Molecule: messenger RNA, 6510 nt
Organism: Linepithema humile (Argentine ant)
Lineage: Eukaryota; Metazoa; Arthropoda; Insecta; Hymenoptera; Formicidae
Source: RefSeq, a predicted model, not a curated record